Molecule: messenger RNA, 904 nt
Organism: Salvia miltiorrhiza (redroot sage)
Lineage: Eukaryota; Viridiplantae; Streptophyta; Magnoliopsida; Lamiales; Lamiaceae
Product: ethylene-response factor C3-like
Exons: 1
Coding region: 234-761 (175 amino acids)
Biological process (GO): ethylene-activated signaling pathway; regulation of DNA-templated transcription
Molecular function (GO): DNA binding; DNA-binding transcription factor activity
Source: RefSeq, a predicted model, not a curated record
UACAGCUUUUUGUAGCCUGGAACGCUGAAAUUUUAAAUUUCACUCUCAUAAUUGGCCUUAGAAAAAGAAAAAAAAAAACCCCAAAAUUCCAUAUAUGGAUGAAGCCAGGAAAUACAAGUUGUCGACGAAUCUAGCAUCUCAAUAAUCUAAGAAAAGUAAUCUAAAAAAAAGUCUUCUCUCUCCUCACCAUUUGAGUACUUGACAUAAUUUGUAAUUUAGAGGUGAAUUAUGAGAUGGAGUCAGAGUCAUGUUGGGCUUUCAAAGAAGAAAAUCUAAUGUCAUUUAAAAUGUGUACAUCACAAGAAUCUGAAGCAGAAGCUGAGGCGUCCAACAUCAAUCGUGCAGAUGUAGAAAAACGAUACAUUGGAGUAAGAAAGAGGCCAUGGGGGAAAUAUGCAGCAGAAAUUAGGGAUUCCACACGGCAUGGAGCGAGGGUUUGGCUGGGCACAUUCAACACCGCGGAAGAGGCUGCUUUAGCGUAUGAUCAAGCUGCAUUCGCGACGCGAGGCGCCUCAGUCCCCCUCAAUUUCCCCAUUGAGAGAGUGAUGGAAUCUCUCGAAAAGAUCAACUUUAGGUGCGAGGAGGGCUCAUCGCCCGCAAAAGCCCUAAAGAUGAUGAACGCUUACGCCACCACUAGAAAGAAGCCAGUUGAAGAAGCAGAGGAUAGAGUGGUUCUUCAAGAUUUGGGAUCUGAUUUGUUGGAUCAGCUUUUGUCUCAGAGCUCUACUACUACUCAAUUACCAUCAAAUCAUCAAUACUAGCUACCUAAUUGAUUUCUUGUGAGUAAAUCUCUAUAUCUUAUCUUCAUUAAUUAAUUUGCUGUUUUCAAUUCUUUGAACCCUAGAUCUUUGUCGACCUUCGAUCUGUCAAAUAAAUAAAUUAAGGGACUGGAAUUUGCUUCAAA